Messenger RNA from Amphiprion ocellaris (clown anemonefish), 8024 nucleotides. It is a transcript of the gene dact1, whose product is annotated as dishevelled-binding antagonist of beta-catenin 1. The transcript is spliced from 4 exons. Gene Ontology annotation, cellular component: cytoplasm. The coding region runs from base 310 to 2712 and encodes 800 amino acids. The record is from RefSeq and is a predicted model, not a curated record. NCBI's taxonomy places the organism in Eukaryota, Metazoa, Chordata, Actinopteri, Pomacentridae. Gene Ontology annotation, biological process: negative regulation of canonical Wnt signaling pathway; regulation of Wnt signaling pathway, planar cell polarity pathway; negative regulation of JNK cascade.
GCUUCAGUCGCUCCGAGCCGCUGGUGAGGCGGCAGCUGGUUCGAGUCUAACCGCGUCUCCCUCCUUUAUCACGGAUCUUCUGGCCGCUGCACCCCGGAGCAUGAAGGGAUUUAGCGGGACAGACUGCUGAGACACCCGGGACCCGCUUACCGGAUUAUCAGAGCAGCUUCCCUGCAGGAGCGCCGUUAAACCACCGGUUGAUUCUGUGGCUUCAGGUGAGCCUCCAGGUGUUCGUCUCCGCCGACCCGCCGCUCAGCACCAUGUCCCCGCAGAGACCCUGAGCUCCCAUCGGUCUCUCUGCCGGACGUCAUGCUGCUGUCGGGCUCCUCCCGGAGGGACCCCGGGGCCCGCGGCAGAGCGGCGGCGGCUGCGGACUCGGACGCUGCGGAGCGGCAGCGGUCGGUCCGGGAGCGGCUGGAGGCCACCGUGUCCGGCCUCGGGGAGCUGGACUUCCUGCGGCAGCGGCAGGAGCUGCUAGUCCGGGCGGCGCUGGAGCUCCGGGAGGAGGAGGAGGAGGAGCGGCGGCGGAGGGAGCUGAGCUCCGAGGAGAAGCUGCUAGAGGAAAACAUCCUGCUGCUCCGGAAACAGCUGAACUGUCUGAGGAGGAGGGACGCUGGACUCAUCAGUCAGUUACAGGAACUGGACCGACAGAUCAGCGACCUGCGAUUGGACACUGAGGCGUCACAUGACCAGCUGGAGACGGACAGCCGACCCAGUUCAGGUUUCUACGAGCUGAGCGACGGAACAUCUGGUUCUUUGUCCAACUCGUCCAACUCGGUCUUCAGCGAGUGUUUCUGCUCGACAGCCGACGCUGACGGACGCCUCCCCUCCACAGAUGAGCUGGCCGGCUGUUUGCAGUGUGACAGGCUGCUGGGAGGACUCUGCGAUGAUUCGUCCUCCUCGACUACAGUCCGCCGCUCGCUGUCGGCUCCUCAGCCCGCCAUGGAUGCCGACACCCAUUUCAAGUAUCACUGUGACCUGGUGGCCAGAAACGGCAGCGACGUCUACCGCUACCCAAGCCCGCUGCAUGCCGUGGCCGUCCAAAGCCCCGCCUUCCUGCAGGUGCUGGGUCACGGCAGAGACGAGGCUGGAGGUGAAGGUCUGAAGACAGAAACCUGCCCUCCUCCUGUUUCAGCCCCUCCGGUACCGCAGAGCUCCUCCUGGCCCGCCUCCUUCUCCUCCCAGACUCCUCCCCUGAGGCGACUCGACAGCUACAUCCUCAGUCUGCUGCAGCGCCGAGCCCAACCCAUCAGAACCAGCCGGCCCAGAACCAGCAUCAGCACCGACCCCUCCAAGAGCAUCCUGAGGCAGGCCAGUCUCUGCAUGAGGCAGGUGUCCAAUCCUGGUUCUGGUUUAGGGUCAGAAGGUAAGCCCUGCUGGCCGACUGGAGGAGCGUCAGGAGACUUUGCUGCUUCGUCUCCUCAGAGGUCUGUGGAGGUUAAAGGUGACGAACAGGAGCCUCCGAGUGUCGACGUGACGUCAAACAGCUUCCAGAUCAGCAGGGACGGCGCCUCCCCUCGCACCAACAAGGACAUGAACACGAGCAGCCUCCUGAGAACGAAGAGCAAAGGGCUUCUUCCUCACGCAGCAGCAUCCACGGCGACGCUGCCCAAAGACUUCAGGGGACUGAGUACGCCCAGAGCUAACUCCUCCCCCAAGCAGCCAUGUUGCCCCCCAGUACAGGAGCUGGUACCUCCGAUCAAUAAAACCCAGGCAGGUACUCCGAAGAACAGCCCCAAACUGGAGGCAGGUGAACAGCCGGUGCCAGAGCUCGCCAGUCUGGGCUCCUCCCAGAGUCCGGAUGAAGCAGCAGGAAGUCACCUGGUUAACGGCAGGUAUGUACCCGCCCAGCUGCACGCCGUCAAGGUCCGCAAGAGAGGCAGCAAGAAUGUCAAGACGGCCAAGGUGAAGACGAGUCGGACGUCUGAGCGCAGCGAGCCGCCAUCAGAAAGAAGAGCUGACAAAUCCCAGCGCUCUAAAAAGCCCCGCCUCCUGGACAAUGGAGGCUCCGCACACAUGAAGGUCUCCAAGAGAGGUGCUUUGUCCAGAAUGAAAUGCCUCCCUGCAUCCAUCCCAGAGGGCCGAGUUCUGGACAGACAUACCAGCAGCGUACGAUCCGGUUCAUCUAAGCACCAUCACCAUGGAAACCACCACCACUACAGCAGUAACCACCAUCACCACGGACGCGACCAAGUCGUGGUCGUCGCCAAACCGAAACACAAGCGCAGCGAUUACCGGCGGUUACGUGCGAUCAUGGAAAUGCCGUACGACGAGGCGUUCAGGCGCGCUCAACGACAGCAAAGAAAGGAGCUGCUGAGCAUCUCCGCCGCCAACAGUUAUGCCAGCAGUCCAUACACUUACGCCGCAGGAAGCGACUCGGAGUAUUCAGCCGAGUGCGCAUCGCUGUUUCACUCCACCAUCGUGGACACCAGUGAGGACGAGCGGUCCAACUACACCACGAACUGCUUCGGAGACAGCGAGUCCAGCGAGGAGGAGGACGUGGAGGAAAGCACAACCACCAGCGACACCGAGGAGAGCGGCGGCGGUGGGAUGGGCAGGGGGCGGGGCCAGCUAAGGGCGGCUGGCGUCAGGGCGGCGGGGCAGGAGGCGACUCAGGCGAAGGCCUUCGUCAAGAUCAAGGCAUCUCACAACCUGAAGAAGAAGAUCCUGAGGUUCAGGUCGGGGUCGCUGAAGCUCAUGACCACUGUCUGACUGUCAGGUGCCUUAACCCUUUGAUGCACAACCUGGGUCAAAAGUGACCCAAAUCCAAUGGAAAAUGGGUAUCUCCUGAUGUGGUCUACGCAUCAAAGGGUUAAAGCCGCUCCACCGGUACACCUGAACAAACAACACCUUUCCAUGUCGAUAUUUCAACCGAACCUCUUCAGCUCAAACCAUGAAUCCAGAAUCAGUCGUCCACUGAAUGUGACGCUUCUUUACGUGAUUAAAAACAAACUCAUCUGAUGGAACCUUUCUUCAUGUCUUUUACUCUGGAGGCCUUCAAACUGUGGUCGAGUCCAUCUGAACCGCCCGGUGUUGUGUUUGUGACAUUCAAAUGCCAAAAACCAAACUUCUAAAUUUACCCUCAUUCACUAUUUUCAGUUUGUAAAUCUGAGGAUGCAGUUUAACCCUUUGAUCCCCAAACAGUUUCUUUUCUCUCGUCACAUUUUUCCCCACUGUGGUUCAUUUUUCACUGCAAAGUUGUUGAGUUGUUCCUUUCUACUGUCCAUCAUCAGUAGAAAGAUGUUUCACCAUGCUGAAUGGAUCUCCAACAACAUGCUCCUCUGUUCACUGUUUCUGAGCCAUGCUGACUUUAUUUUAUUCAUCCAGUAGGCUUUAUUUUCCUCUCAGUCUCUCUAUGGAAACACAGCCUGCAGUUCAACCUGAAAAGUCUUUACAGUUUCUGGCUGAUAAAUGGAAUAUUUUAGGCAGUUUCGUAAAGACAACCUGCCUUUGAUGUGGUUCAGAGGGUUAAAGCUCCAACAGUUAACAGCCCCAGGUUGUUCUCAUGGACUCUGUGGGUAAACACACUUUAAAGGUGCCAUAUUAAUACUUAUAAGUUCCAAUGCGCCAAACACAGUUCAGGAUAUCAAAGGAAUCAACAUGGCUGCCUGAACAGUAACAUUCAUCACUUUAUACUUUUAAAUCAAUGGUUUUUUUUUUCCAUUUGCAUCAAACCGUAUCUCUGAGAUUCCCACAAACGCAGCAUAAGAUGCUUUUUGUAAAAACAUGAAGGUCUGGAGUUUUCAUUUCGCCAAUCAAAUUGGUCUCCUCCACUUCCUUCUUUCUUUCCUGGUCAUCAAGUGCCUCAGCCAACAAACCUGGAACCAGUCUGCUUCAAACAAACAUCAUCUACCCAAAGGCCAGAUAAACCUCCUGAGGGGCUACAGGCCCCGGAUUUAUCUCUGCUGACCAGAAACCAAGUGGGGAUCUACAGCUAGAGUGAUUCAUCGAUGACCAAACAGCUGAUUGGUUGAGUCAUUCCUAACGCUUCUCUGGCAGCAGCUCCUCUGAUGUUUCCCAGUGUUCAGUGAUAGCAUGUUGUUGACCAAAGCUCUUUGAAUAUGUUGAUAUAUGAACAAGCUAUCCCAAUACAAACCCUUAAAACUGGAUUCCAGCACAAAGUUCCUCAGUACGAGAUGGAGGAGACUCAGUGAUGCAAAUUUCAAUUAAAUUUGCUAGUAAUCAAAUGAAGUAGAACCAAAUGACGUGGGGUAAAUCCCACUUUGGUUGAGCCUAGCUUGUACCACUGAAGGAUAUUUAAAAACCAAAAUGGCUGCUGCAUUUCAAAUGUACUUCUUCACAUCUUUAAACAAAUGUGUUGCAUUCAGAAUCACAAACUAACUCAUCUGCUUUACGCCAGACUGGGCUUGGUUCAUGUUCCAGUACAGGAGCUGGUGGUUUUUAAAUCCAACUCACAGGUUCACUUCACCUGGUUCUGUAUCUAAACAUUAAAUCACACAAAUAGAACGCAUCAUAGAUUUGGAUAGUUGGAGCACUGCCUGUUUUCACAUCUUGGUUGUUGAGAAUUCACCAUCAAAAAGGAGGUUUUCAGAUGCUGUUUGUUUGAAGCACGCUGAGCCUUUCAGGAUUGUUGCCGGACCCUGUCGUCUGGUCUCUGGUAGAAGUGGACCUUCUUUCAGGUUCCUCUGAGAGUUUGAAGGUUCUUCAGAUGUUUCUGAACCCAAGUUUCCAGCAAGAGUCCCAGGACUUUUAUUUCCGGGAGUUAGUAGGUGUCUUCCCACUGCGGGAACUUGGACAAAGUGUUGCGAAGGUUUACAGAAGUGGUGAUCGGCCUUUCAGUCUUUCUGGUUCCAACAGCUUCAACUUAGACGUUAACUCUGAGUGCACCAAAACAACAACCAAUAGCAGCUAGUAAAGUUAACUCCUGAAAGCUGCCUGAAAGAGGUUCUACGGAGGUUCAGUUCCUGUAGUCGGAACACAGUCGAAAGUUCAAGCUUCCAUAAAACGGUCUGCAAGUUCUUGCAGUGGCAAACAACUUAGUGUCAGGAAACAUCUAAGGUACUAAAGGUUCCUUCAGUUUGUGUUACCUUCAUGCUGUGAAGCCUUGUGGCAAUUUGGUAAAUUAGUUUACGAAUUAAAGAGCGAUGUCAUUCUGGAAGACGACUGCUAACGAAAUUUUAAGGUGGACCUCAGAUUCCUGCUCAAGCCUUUAGGUCUGAACUUUGUUGUGUCAAAGCUCACUGAGAAAAAACCAAAUAAACCUGUUUGCAGCUGCAGGCUUUUAAAAUGUUGGAAUGCUGGAAAAGCGUUAAAGUGCUCGACUAAACUCAAAGUUUUGGAAGAUGUCCCUCUGUUGGGGCUUCGUUUGGUUCCUUCGAUGGAGACACUGGUUGCAGUUGUUAGGCUGGAGUCGGUUGGAGGGUUUGGGUCGGAUCUCGCUGCAGUAAUCUUUUUAUUUCCUGCACUUUGAGACAAACCGACAGGAUGGAUGGUGUGACGCUGUUAAUCUGUUGUUUGUAUGUAGCCUUAUUUUGUAUUUAUUAUCACUUGCCCUUUUGCUGUUUCCCAGCACGCCAAACGUGUAAAUGCUUCUCUUUUUUUUUAGACAAUCCUGAUUUAAGUUGUUAUUUUUGAUGAAAGCUAUUUAAAACCUAAUAUAUUUGCUUGGUACAUAUAGAAAACCACACAUGGUACUAACUGACCGACAGCCGGUGGCGGCCAGCUGGUUUUCACCUGCCGUUUAUUUACACAAGUAUGACGUCUUUUUUAAUACUGUUGCACCAUUUAUACAGCAUUUACAUGUUCAAACCUUGGGUACAGUUUGCUCUUUUACUUUCAGAUCAGUGGAACAAUGAGGUGUUUCCCCAAUAUAAAAAUUAAAAAUGCAGCAGAUAGGUUUCCUAGUUUCAAACAGGAUGGAUGCUUGUGCUGCAGCAUGAACACGUUUGGUAAAAUACUGUUGAAACUUUCAGUCUGAAUGUGAAAAACUACCAACAAAGUUUAGUCCAUUCCUGACUUUAACUUAAAUGAUGUUGGAAAGAGUCCAAAAAGUAUUAAAAUUCAAAGUGUCUUCUCCACUUGGUUGCAUCAGAUGGGUAUCAGCUUAUUCUCGUCCAGUACAGAGCGACUGUAGUUCUGUUUAGCUUAGCUUAGCACAAAUUUUGGAAGUGAAUUGAAACCGCAAGGCAGCAAAAAAAAAAACUAGCAUGUCCAAUUUUAGGUUUAACUGUCUUUUGUUAGAUGUAUAAAGCUACACAUACUCAGUUGACUUCAGACAACUAGCAUCAAAUGUCAAAUGGUAGCUGUUAGAGGCUAACUGUCAUGCUACCAGGUUGUUUUUAGCUGAGUGGAAACUGCUAGUGUAGCAUCAGAUUGACAUAGUUUAGCUACAGCUGAAAGUUUGGGCAAAGGGUUGAUGUUAAACUUGCUAGUUAGCAUAAAGCAUCAUUCACCUACAGACAGGCUUCAGACAGUUGUCAUAAAAUGUUGUUAGUAGCUAACUGUUUUGAUACCAGGAUGUUUAUAAGCUAGUUUAGACUGGAAAUGGAGAGAAAAUGCUAGUUUAGCUCAACUGAAUAUGAUAUGGAGUUGGUACUGAAAAUAGAAAGAAAUUGACAGAGAGAUACCGGUAUCAGUUCAGCCUAGUUUGGUUCAGGGUUUAAUCAGGUUGAAAGUGUUGGAGUUAUACUAACUAGUUAGCAUAUAGCACCAGCUACUGAAUAUGAAAAUGUAACUGUAGUGGUGUUUAGCUAACUGUUGUGAUGCAAAGAUUGAAUGGAAACGGGGGAAACUGAAAUGAUGAAGAAGUUUAAGUUGUAUGAGUUGGAUCCAGAAUGUGUUUGGUUUAGUUUAACAGAAAGCAGGGGCCAAGUGUUGAUGUUAUACUAACUAGUUAGCAUAUAGCUACAGCUACUAUGGGCAGUUAGCAUGUAGAACUGUUGUAUCUUCACUGUAAAUGGAGGAAAAGUGCUAGCUUAGCUCGAUUGAACAUAAUGAGUUUUUACUGACAAAAGCUGGAAGAAAAGGCUUUCUUAUAAGGGAGAAAUCUCCAGCAGAACCAGGCUUAGGGAGGGCAGACAUCUGCCUCAACCAGUUAGGGUGAAGGGAAGUAGUAACAGCUGUAUAUGGGCACGUUUAGCCUUGCUCCAUCAAAAAAGAAAUCAGUCAUUUAGCAAAAAUUGUCUGGUUUAAAACACAGUGAAAUAGAAAUAUAAGAAUGAGACAUAGUGCUUCUGCAUUAGUCAGCCAGCUAACAUGUUAGCUCCCUAAGCUAACACAAGUUCACGCAUUAGCAUCUGAAGUCUGUGAGGUUGGACUUUUGGAAGUCAAUUAAACUAGCUUUGAACUGUCAGAACACAAUUUGUGUAUUUGUUCACUAAAAUUAGCGUUAGUUGGCUAACUUUUGUUAGCUUUUUAACUUGUAGAUAACUCCAGCUCUUACUCUUUGUGCUAAGCUAUGCAAACUAUGUCCCAGGCCUGCUGUAACUGUACUGGACACAGAUUCAGAUAUCCAUCUUUUGAUUGAAGAUGACACUAAACAAGAUGAUUUCCCUGAAUGUGAGGAUUUUACAUUUUACCUGCAAAAGUUUUACAGAUGCCCUUGUUGGUGUUUAAUGAGCGAGCCUUAAAAUUCCCACUUUUGAAAACUCUAUAACUUCAUUGUUCUGGUCUAUUCUGGUCUGAGUUUUCACGUUCCAGAUAUAAAUAGCUCCCGUUAAGCUUUAAAAAGCCACAGAAAGCUCCUUUACAGCUGUCGCAUGCCGCCUUUCUGUUGAGCUAUUUUUAAUUUUGUUUGACUUUGAGUUUUUUUUCCGGUGCUGACACAGUUUGGAUUUAAAUCAGAGGCUCCAGCUCCAGAGUGUUAAACAGCCACAAACCUACAAACCAAAAGCAAAACUGGACUCCUCCUGAGGUCUGACCACCGACACUGAUCCAACCUUGUAAAUGUUCACAUAUGCAACUAUAAAUGACUGUUACUGAUGUGUGUAUAUAUCAUGUCUGUGUAUGCCAAUAAUGGUGCUUAACCUUUUUAUGCUUCAUUAAAUGUGGACUUUAACACAGAA